AUGGCCAAGAAGAACAAGCCUCAACGCGUCAGUGUCACGCGCCCCGGCACGAAAUCCAGACGUUCCCAAAUGAAUUCUCAUGAUAAAGACGGUGCACCUCCCUCGCCCCCGCCCACCAACCCUGAGACCGUACCACCUUCGGGACAUGACGAUAUUGAGGAAGAGGAUGACGACGAGGAUACAGAUGAUACCGACCAAGACUCGGACAUGCCCCUACGCCAAGACACUCAGGGUGCCGUAACAGCCCUGUCCCCACCCAAACCUACUUUCGAUCCGCGUAUUAAAGCUGUCCCCGAGAAACUUCAGUUUUAUCUUCAGCCCAACGCGAAUUUAGAAAAAAAACCUAGUACGAUGGCUACCUUACUUGCGAUGAUACAACAUUUCUUCCCUUUGUAUAAACCCCCGAGUCGCCACUCAAAAGCAUUCUUGAUCCGUGCCUAUACUGAAAAAGUGGUCCCCAUCAUUUUGGUAUACAUCAAUUCAAUUACCGCGGAGAAGGAAGAAAGUGGAGACGUCGAGAUGGCAGGCCAAGAAAAUCUCAAUCUACUACCUCUAACGGGACUCAAUCCAUACAACUCGAAUAUCACGAUAGACAUAAUCCUCGAUUUAAUAACUAAACAAUACGGAUCAAAGCUUCAAAUCCCGGACAAAGUGAACAAAGCGUCUGCGAUUGGCUUCUAUCACAAGUAUCUCUGUCCCGCUCCCAUCGGCGGUUACCCUGCGCCCUUCACAACCUAUCCCCAUCCUGUUCCAAUGCCGUACCACAAAUUGCUCAAUCGCGGUGAACUACGAUACAGCCUUCAAUGGCAUUGUCCGAACGUCUUCGUGCCUAUCAACCCUGCCAAGACGUCCCUCGAAGGAGUUUAUGCGCAAUUUGAGCUUGAUGACAUUGCAGAUGUCCCUUUCCACCCAACCGCAAAGUUCCACCCAACCGCAAAGCUCCACCCAAUCACCAAGUUCAACCCAAACACCAAGUUAGCUCCACCCGAUCUGCAAAGCGCCACCCAAUCUGCAACGCUCAACCCUAUCUGCAUAAGCCACCCGAUCGCCAAGUCACCUGCGUCCUAUCUGGACUGCUCGUUACCAAUCACGCGACGUCAUCAACUUGAAGAUCAGGCGGCGAGUGAGGCACUGUCCUCAGUUACUAACCCCGAAAGUUCACCUGUCGACGAGGUUAAUUCAUUCGAAGACCGCGUCAAUCAAGAGCGGGGUUAUGGACGCAUCGCUGUUUCGUCAACAGCGCGUCGUCAUCAACUGGAUGAUCAGGCGGCGAGAGAGGCACUUUCCUCAGUUAAUAACCCCGAAAGUUCCCCCGUUAUUGAGGAUAAUUCAUUCGCAGACCGCGUCAAUCAAGAGCCGGAUGAGGCCCUGGCUUCCGUGACACAAGCUUUGACAUUGAAUCGGAUGGUUCCCGUUCCCGUUGAGCCUUCACAAGCAGUUUAUAAUUCAGCACAAUGGUUGAUCCCUACGUUUGAAUCAACACCGCCAGCUUUCACCUAUGCAGCGUUAAUUGCCACCAUGUUUGCGAUCCUCCGACCAAACUCAAACCACACCUGUGCUUGGCUCUUGAGAAGGCAGCGCGAUCUCAUUGAACUCACCCUAACGCACCAACUCAAGACCAGUUUGUCGAAUCGUCCACUGAAAUUUACCGAAAGGAAUGAUCUUGACAAACUGCCCCGCGAUGCGGAUAACCUCGUAGAAAAAAAGGUGGCAUCCGAUGAUGACCAACCUGAGCAAUCUGACGACUCCAAUAGUGACCAGGGGUCCGUCGAUCCCGGGGUUUGCGGCCAGCCACUCUUCAAAUAUCGUGGCGCAAUGCCCUUGAUAAGUCACUAA
This is a messenger RNA of Puccinia triticina, 1836 nucleotides long. RefSeq lists its product as uncharacterized. The record is from RefSeq and is a predicted model, not a curated record. The coding region runs from base 1 to 1836 and encodes 611 amino acids. The transcript is spliced from 8 exons. Lineage: Eukaryota; Fungi; Basidiomycota; Pucciniomycetes; Pucciniales; Pucciniaceae.